UCUCAACUAAUUACUAGUAUCUCUCUACACUCUUCUCACAUCAAAUUCUUCAUCAUAUAAUAACUAACUACCAUUCUACUAUAUCAUUCAAACACCAAAAAAACUCAAUGGCUCCAAAGUUGGUGAAAUCAGGGUCAUUCAUUCAGAGUUUAGCUGAUAAAAAAGAGAAACUUCUAUCCAUGAAAGGUGAUGGUUAUUCACAGAUAGGAAUUGGUUUGCAACAAGAACAAGAAGAGCAAUCGAAGAUGUUGAAGUUUUGGAUAAGUGUGAAGCUUGUUGCUAACAAGGCAUGGGAAAUGGGUCGUUCUGAUCCAAGGAAAAUUAUAUUCGCUGCAAAAAUGGGUCUUGCUUUGACUCUUAUAUCACUUUUGAUUUUUCUCAAAGAACCCUUCAAAGAUAUGAGUCGUAAUUCUGUUUGGGCUAUUCUUACCGUUGUCGUCGUCUUUGAAUUCAGUAUAGGGGCAACUUUAAGCAAGGGGUUUAACAGAGGAUUAGGAACUUUAUCAGCUGGAGGACUUGCUGUAGGAAUGGGAGAGUUAUCAGCAUUGGCUGGAGAAUGGGAAGAAGUUAUAAUUGCUAUUAGUACUUUCAUUGUUGGAUUUUGUAUCACCUAUGCAAAACUAUACCCAACUAUGAAGCCUUAUGAAUAUGGUUUCCGUGUCUUCUUGAUCACUUAUUGCUACAUCACAGUAUCUGGUUACCAUACGGGUGAAUUUAUUGACACAGCUAUAAGUAGAUUUUUUAACAUUGCACUUGGUGCUGCUAUAUCUUUGGGAGUUAAUAUCUGUAUAUAUCCUAUUUGGGCUGGUGAAGAUCUGCAUAAUCUUGUCAUCAAAAAUUUCUUGGGUGUUGCAACAUCUUUGGAAGGGGUUGUCAAUCAUUACCUAAAUUGUGUUGAGUACAAGAAGGUGCCAUCCAAAAUUCUUACUUACCAAGCUGCUGAUGAUCCAGUUUACAGUGGCUAUAGAUCAGCUGUUGAAUCUACAAGUAACGAGGACUCUUUGAUGGGAUUUGCUGUGUGGGAGCCACCUCAUGGUCACUACAAAAUGCUUAAAUAUCCAUGGAAGAAUUAUGUGAAAGUAAGUGGAGCUCUAAGGCAUUGUGCAUUUAUGGUCAUGGCCAUGCAUGGAUGCAUACUUUCUGAAAUACAGGCCCCAGCUGAGAAGAGACAAGUUUUCCGCAACGAGCUUAAGAGAGUAGGUUCCGAAGGAGCAAAAGUGUUGCGCGAACUCGGAAACAAAGUCAAGAAGAUGGAGAAACUGGGAAGGGGAGAUUUGUUGUAUGAAGUACACGAGGCUGCAGAAGAAUUGCAACAAAAGAUUGAUAAAAAAUCAUACCUCCUUGUAAAUUCAGAGCUCUGGGAGAUCGGAAAUCGUCCCAAAGAAAAAGAUGAUAAUUCUAAAGGCCUAUUUAACAUGGAUGAAGAUAGAAAAUUUCUAGAGAUCAAAUCUCUAAGUGAAGCUGUUCUUGAUCUUAGAUCAAUUGAAGUUCAAAAAAGUUGGGAUGGAAAUACUACAAAUAGUAAUAACUCUACUGUGCCUGUUUCUGAAAACUUGUUCAUGAAACAGAUGUCUUGGCCUGCUCAUGUUUACAACAAAGCAGACACCGCAGCAAAAAAGGAAGAAUCAAAGACUUAUGAAACUGCUAGUUCACUGUCUCUAACAACAUUUACAUCACUUCUGAUUGAAUUUGUAGCAAGACUUCAAAACCUGGUUGAUUCAUUUGAAGAAUUGGGUGAGAAAGCUAAUUUUAUGGACCCUCUUGAACAACAAGGUGUGGUAACCUCUGGUGGUUUUUGGACUAGAUUGUUCAAUUGCUUCAAAUCAUAGGAUUUGUGGCAAAUGGAGUAUGAGUGUAUGGCAAUAGGAAGAGAUCCAAAAUGAAAAUAUACAUUUCUAAUGAUUUUGAAUUACCAUGAAACUAGUGAGACUAGUAUCCUUUAUACUAAGUUGAAGACUAGAAGAAAACUAGAAUUUUAAUUCUUUGCAACAGCUCUGCAGAAACUGCUACAACCAUCAUAGAGAAUCCAUGUUUUGAAAACAGCGGGAGCAAUAUUUAGAACUAGAGUAAAUAAUUCACUUUGUUAUAUUUUAUUCUUGAAAUGUACAGACAUCUCGUUAUUUAUAUCAUAAUGUCAGAAAAUAUUACAUUUUUUAACUCUAUGUAUAGAAUAUAUGGAGAACA
This is a messenger RNA of Cicer arietinum (chickpea), 2184 nucleotides long. Its product is annotated as aluminum-activated malate transporter 9. NCBI's taxonomy places the organism in Eukaryota, Viridiplantae, Streptophyta, Magnoliopsida, Fabales, Fabaceae. Gene Ontology annotation, biological process: malate transport. The record is from RefSeq and is a predicted model, not a curated record.